Messenger RNA from Dicrocoelium dendriticum, 770 nucleotides. The record is from the annotation of a GenBank genome assembly. Lineage: Eukaryota; Metazoa; Platyhelminthes; Trematoda; Plagiorchiida; Dicrocoeliidae.
GAUGACUAGCGAUGGUUUACUUCGCGAGGAGUUCGGUGUUCGUUCAAUUUUGUAUACGGGGCUUGGAGGCUCACUGCGUCCUACGCCAUGGACCAGUGGGGAAGCAGCUGCGUUAGGCGCAGCAAAAUUUCCUGAAGAACUGGAUAAUGUUGAGUUUCCACAUCCCGUCGCAGAAAUCAUUGCAAAACGCCAGAGCGGAAUACAAGAGGCACAGCGAAUGAGCGUUCUCGCGUCGACCGAGGGAUUACACGCUCCACUGCGUUUGGCGAUGGAGAAACGCAUCAUGAAAAGAAUACAACCAAGGCUGCCUGGUUUGUACUCACAUCAUCCUCUUGCUGCUCAACUGGACGGCACCUUAGACGAUAUCGACGUGGCAGAUUUCCUUAAUCCGCCAGAGGAUGCCGAAACAGUUGGGAUGCCGCAGCUUUUGAUGGAGCGUCAUCUCGGAAUACUGUGAUUAUUGUGUUGCUUCAACACUUCUGUCGGGUGUACUGCAAACGAUCAAAUAAAUGCUUCUUCAUUAACGCUACCUUUUUUAUCCUUCCUCAUCUUCGUCCAUCUCAUUUCGAGUUCACUUGACAGGUCAGCAACUUUUCUGCUAUAAAUACAACAUUCACUACCUUAUUUGCGUAACGUCUACCCGCCGUUGGUGGUCUUUCCGCCGACAUCACUCCUUAUGAGUUACAGUCAAACCCGCUUUAUUGUCCACCCGGUUUAUAGCCCACCUCGCUUUAUUCCCCAGUUUUUCAAAAUACUCAUUCUUUUCUCAU